ACGCCACUUCUUUGGGUCGUGCUCUCACUAGAGCUCCCGCCAGCCAGGCUUUUUGGGCGAACGCCGCUGUGGCCUUUUUGAGUUACCGGACUAAAUUCUCUGAUGGCCUUGGGAGGUCCCCGCGGUUGCUGCCAUGCCUGGCAAUAGUUGUGUCUGAUGCCUCGAUACUGUUGACGACACCCCCAAGAGAUUUCUCUUGGCUUCACUCCAUCACCGUAGUCAUGGCACUCCGUCAACCCAGAUGUACAUGUCUUGGCAUAUUUCGUGGAAGGAACGCUUCUACGCAGCAAACAUCCUAGACCCCUUCACUCAAAACGACUCUGGAGCUUCCCGCCAUGCGCAUUCAUGCGAAAGUUCGUCAAGACUGACUAUCAAGGCCCAUUCUCUUGGAGUCGCAACAGGCUCGCUGACCUUACGGCGGCCAAGGCACCCUGAUGUUCCCAUGUCUUACCUUCACCUUUCCCGCCCCUCACUACAGGCACAACGGACAACCCAUGGUCGAAGUGGCCACAAUCCACAGACGGACUGGGUAGCAAUCAGCCUCGCUUAUCCGUGUUCGCAAACAGAAUCGAGCGGACGGGUUACUUGCAUUGACCGGCAGUGGAUCCGGGCUGGGGGUGGCCAGCAUGGCAGUUUCGUCUACCGGCUUGCAUGUGCCGCAAGUCCAGUGCAUCACUCACUCAACGCAAACAUCGGGCCAGACACAGUCCGAAUAUCGCUCCUCCAGCAAGACUUACAUGUCGUGUACGUCGGAGGAUCCAUCUGCGCUGCGGCAUUUCCCAAUGGGCUUAGUCUGCUGCGGUACUAUGCCCUUCAGGUGUACAUGAGAGGUGUUCGGGUGAUAACCGUCGCUCCAUGCCCUGUAUUGUACACGAUGGAGAGGAGUAGUUAUAUCGUAGGUGAUUCCUUCUCCAUGGUCUUUCUCCAGCCUACCUUUCCACUUCCGGGCACUUAGUUUGUGGGUUGCCUGACACACGGCCGGAACUGAGCCUUGAGGAUAAUUGCGUUGUGUCACAGUCUACCCAUGACCACAACUUGGUGGGUCAGGUGGUCGAAUUGCCGAGAGGAAGGUGCUCAUGCGGAAAUCACCCACGACAGCCGGGCAUGGCGAGA
Messenger RNA from Chaetomium strumarium, 1113 nucleotides. RefSeq lists its product as uncharacterized. NCBI's taxonomy places the organism in Eukaryota, Fungi, Ascomycota, Sordariomycetes, Sordariales, Chaetomiaceae. Bases 242 to 955 code for a protein of 237 amino acids. The record is from RefSeq and is a predicted model, not a curated record. The transcript has 2 exons.